Messenger RNA from Fonsecaea nubica, 888 nucleotides. RefSeq lists its product as hypothetical. Lineage: Eukaryota; Fungi; Ascomycota; Eurotiomycetes; Chaetothyriales; Herpotrichiellaceae. The record is from RefSeq and is a predicted model, not a curated record. The coding region runs from base 1 to 888 and encodes 295 amino acids. The transcript has a single exon.
AUGUACUUCCUGGCAAUACCAGGGGAGUUUACAGACUGGGAAGAAGAUGCAAACCUAGUGUACCCAGGAAAGCGUGUGUCGAGUCUUUGGCGCCCUUUCCUGGAGAGGUUUUUGGAGCGUCCAGUCCCAAAGGGAUUCUAUGAUGUCGUUCCGGAUCUGGAACCGAUCCCCAAAUCCACCGACGCUGCAGCAAGCGUGCCGACAACCCAGGCCUCGGGCGGGGUUGGAAUGACAUUGCGAAGUCUUCAGAGUUGUCGACUACUGAUUGGAAAAAUCGGGGUGGUGAACUCGGCGUUGGAGAAAUGGAUCAAAACCCAUGCCCGCAUCUGGAGCGCUUACAACUUGCUGCACAAAGACUGCCGUUUGAUCGAUGCCAGACUGGUCCAAUAUCUGUCCAGCACCUGGCUAGAGCACGACACCGCGGCCCAAAAGCUGCUGGAACAAGUCAAGUUGAAGAGGCGCCGCUGGCUCGAGUUCAAGAGUCGUCUAACUCUUGAAGAAGAUGUGCAGAGAACGAUUCAAAGUCCUCAUGGCGGUCACCAUCCUCGUGGUAUGGGCAAGUUGCGAGGGUAUGAAACUGAAGAAGGAGCUCAAAAGAUGGCCCAGCUGAAGAAAGAUUAUCGACGAAUGGAGGUCUUGGCCUCAAGGGUCAAGAACGAUGUGUGCUCUUUGUACGCGGCUCAAGGAGAACUAUACGCAGAGAUACUGGAUAGCAACCCGGAAUUCUUCACUGUUGAAGAUGCAGGACCCGCGGGUAUCAACCUGGAAAGAACCAAAGGGGAGUGGGAUAUCCACAAUGGGACGGUGUUUAAACUGCGCGUGGAGAAGAUGUUGGGAGGGAGAAGCAAUGUCUCUGACCCGACGUGGUCGUUGCCAGCACGACCUUGA